AUGGCUCCUGCUGCUACAUCCUCUCUUCCAACUGCUCCUCAUAACCUUGCAGGGCCCAUCUCAUGGGAUCUAUUUCCAGAUGGACUAAAAACCACUGGCCAACAUCCCCCACUCUACGACCACAUCAUCCCCUUCGAAAAGUUCCCUAAACAAAUUACCGGCCCAACAGUCUGGAAGGCCGAGGACUACCGCGAGAACCCAGAAAAAUGGACGCACGUCUUUACCCAGGACCAGAUCGAUGAGCUGAGCUCAGCAGCGGAUGCUUUCCUUGCGUCCAAGACCCCGCUGACCGGAAUCUCAAAGACCAACUUCCAACUCCCCAAUCUAGCAGCUUACCUACAAGCCCUACGGGCAGACCUCAUUGACGGCAAGGGCUUCAUCCUCUUCAAGGGCUUCCCCGUCGAGAAAUGGGGCAACCACAAAUCCGCCGUGGCAUACAUGGGUCUCGGCACAUAUCUCGGCUACUUCGUCAGCCAGAACAGCCGUGGCCACGUCCUCGGCCACGUCAAGGAUCUCGGGGAGGAUUCGACCCAGAUUGACAAAGUGCGCAUCUACCGCACCAAUGCUCGCCAAUACUUCCAUGCCGACGACUCAGACAUCGUCGGCCUUCUCUGCAUCGCCAAGGCCCUCGAAGGCGGCGAAUCAGAUAUCGUCUCCUCCCACCACGUCUACAACGCACUCGCCGUAGAACGUCCAGACGUCCUCAAGACCCUCACCGAACCAAUCUGGUACUUCGACCGCAAGGGCGAGACAAGCAAGGGACAGGAAGAGUACAUCCGAACCAGCGUUGUCUACCUCGAGCGCGGCGAGAACGGCCGUGUCUACACAAAAUUACCAGAUGGGACCCAUACUAUGUCCGCUCUCUCGGCCGUUUUAGCGACGCAGGAAUCAUCCCCCCCGCUGUCAGACGCACAACAAGAAGCCCUGCGCGUACUGGAAGAAACAUGUGUACGUUUGUCAUUGCACAUGGUCCUUGAUAUCGGCGAUAUUCAGUUCUUAUCAAAUGCGCACGUCCUGCAUGCCCGCACCGCGUACACGGAUCAUGCGCCACCUGCCCCACGCCGUCAUCUUAUGCGUCUUUGGUUGGCGACGCCUGAGAAUGAGGGUGGAUGGAAGUUGCCUUUCUGGGAUAGUAAUGAGAAGAAGAGAGGCGGGAUUCAGGUUGAUGAUCAGGUUCCUGUUGCGCUUUUGGAUGCGGAAUGA
Molecule: messenger RNA, 1203 nt
Organism: Penicillium coprophilum
Lineage: Eukaryota; Fungi; Ascomycota; Eurotiomycetes; Eurotiales; Aspergillaceae
Product: TauD/TfdA family dioxygenase
Exons: 4
Coding region: 1-1203 (400 amino acids)
Molecular function (GO): oxidoreductase activity
Source: RefSeq, a predicted model, not a curated record